ACCCCAGGCACAUCUGCUGCCCCAUCACCCGCAGCCGAAGCUACGCUGCCUCCAGCCAGUAAGCUCUGCCCCUCUUGCAGGUCCGGCGGGUCGUAGCUGUUUGGGGCCGUCUGAUUGUACUUGAGGAACAGUCUCCGCGCUCGUAGCCGUGCCCGCACCAGCGCUGGCUCGCUUGCGAGGUAGGGCAGACCAAGAAGGGACUUCUGAGUCUCGCUGAGAGAGCCCUGAGCGUCCUUGGCGUGCUCAGAGUCGACCUUGGCAAAGCGGGCGGAAUUGUUGGACAUGGCACAGGGAGCAAGAGGAAGUGUCGGGACAGCAUGUCCAGCAAGGAAGGGAGGACUCCCAAGGAAGGACUGCCCUCCCUCGGCUGCACACAAUCUCUCCGACGUCACUCGGCAAAGUCGUCUGUGGGGCUCCGCUUCCGCCUCCGCUUCGACAUGCACGACAGCGAGGGCGAUAAAAGGGCAGGAAGGACUGGACCAGAAGGCACCUUUGUAGCCGACCCAUACCUCCCCGACGAUAACGGCAGCGAUAUGGAGCCCUCUCUAGAGCCUCCCACUCAGCCACUCAAGGUCGGUUUCACAGCCACGCAGAGGUUUGACGCUCUAGACGCACGGUACGCCGACCGUCUGGCGGGCAUGUCCAUGGAGGAGCGCGGCCUACUUGGACUCCCUUACAUGCCCAAUGACCCGAAGCUGAUGGCGCAGCGCCUGCGAGCUCGUCAGCUCGAGUACGAGUACAACCACUCGCCCCCGGGUGCUUCACCACCUUCGAUCGACCGGCAGGGCAAUGUGGUCGAUGCGGAGGAAAGUCCCCUGCACGAUGUGGCCAAUCGGCAAAGGCAGCGCAUCAUUGGACAGCUGUUCGAUCUGAGCAAGGAGAUGAGCAAGCGAGUCUUCCUCGAGCCACCCUUUCACGUCGACUUUGGCUUCAACAUCAAGUUCAAGGGAGACUUCUUUGCCAAUGCCGGACUCUGCAUCCUAGACGUCGCAGAGGUCACCAUUGGGCAGGGGGUACUCUUCGGACCUGCCGUACACAUCUAUGCCGCAACGCACAGCGUCAGCGUGACUGAGCGGUCAGAGGGCUUCGAGAGGGCGCUUCCGGUGUCAAUCGGAGACGACUGCUGGGUAGGAGGGAACAGCUGCAUCAUGUGAGUUCAGACGCUCGAGGCUAGCGUCCAGUGCUGCACUGCACUACAGCUCAAGUCAUUGACCACGGCUCUUCGCUUCAUCUCUUGUAGGGCGGGAGUGACAAUCGGCCGUGGCUGUACCAUUGGGGCGGGCAGCGUCGUCACAAGGGACAUACCAGACUUUUCUGUUGCCCUAGGAAACCCUGCGCGAGUGGUCAAGACCCUGGACGUCACCCAGCAGGGCGACC
Microstroma glucosiphilum is the source of this 1377-nucleotide messenger RNA. RefSeq names its product trimeric LpxA-like protein. Gene Ontology annotation, molecular function: acetyltransferase activity. The record is from RefSeq and is a predicted model, not a curated record. Lineage: Eukaryota; Fungi; Basidiomycota; Exobasidiomycetes; Microstromatales; Microstromataceae. The coding region runs from base 318 to 1154 and encodes 278 amino acids. The transcript has a single exon.